Marchantia polymorpha subsp. ruderalis is the source of this 2922-nucleotide messenger RNA. Lineage: Eukaryota; Viridiplantae; Streptophyta; Marchantiopsida; Marchantiales; Marchantiaceae. The record is from the annotation of a GenBank genome assembly.
CGUAUGCCUGUACGGUGCUGGUGCUGGUGCCUGCACCGGCGUCUCGACUGCACAGCUCUGACUCGUACGCUGGAUUGCACUCGAACCACACCAAAGCCCGCCAAGUACUUACUUCGGUAGCAUCGCUGCCCGCACCCUCCUCGAACCCGGCCUUCUCUUCUCUUCUCUUCUCUUCUCUUCUGCUCGGCAGUCCUCGGUGGACACUGCGCUGAAAAUCAGAGCCAUCGCUCUAGCUCGCGUGAUUGGACUUCAAUUUUAUAAUCAUCCGAAUUCCCCCCCUCCCAUGACAUCCAAGCCCACUAACCCAUCGAAGAGAAAUCAUCAGACGUGAUGUGAUGUGGUGUUCGUGAUCUGCAGUCCUAGAAGGCGAGCACUCCACAAAAACAGGGCAGGGAAACCCUCGGACAUUAUAAUACUCGAGUACAGUAUUCGCCAUGGAAGGUCAUGUGAAGCACGUACUGAAAUGAACUGACUGACUGACUCCCUACUGAGCCAUCCCAUCAUCUAUGCCAUCGCACUGCGUUGGUCAACUUCUUCGAGCAUCACAAGCGCCGCUCUGGCAAUAAUGACUGACUGACCUGACAAAGCUUUCAAGCUGGGGUCAAUAUUCCUGCUCGAAGGCGUUUCACAAGUAGGAAGCCAUACCUGUACAGUAGUAGUUGCCAUCAGUCUGCUGAUUUUCUUCCCUUCGAAAUUCUCCAGUUCACGCUUGCUAAGUGUACAAGAAUUUGGCUCCGAAUUUCUGUUGGUUUCUACGGGUCGAUCUCGGCAAUAAUGUGGCUCAGAGGUAUUGAGCUUUGAGCUCGACUGAUUGUUCACCCACCAAAUGCCACAGCUACAAGCAGAGAAAGCUAGACCUUUGAGGACAUGCGUUGCCUUCUUCAGCAGCAGCAGCAGCAGCAAUCGAAGCUCUGUGUGUUGAUAUGCCCCGUUCAACAUCACGAUGAGCUUCGUAGAUCACGGACUAAAAUUUUACAAAGUAUCGCAGCUCUGUCGGUACCUUGUCAUGGUACACAUCAUGCUCAGAUACUGCGACUCCGUCGAGCAUCGUUGUGAAUUCACUUUCCGCCUUUAUUGCUCUGGGUGCCGCUCACCUGUUCCCUUGCUCGCCCGGGGAUGUAUUUAAAGAUGGAAUUAGUAGAAUUCCGCAUGAGAAUUCAUUGGAGGAGGCAUGUCCGAGGUCGUACCGAAUUACUCUUCUUCCGAUUUAAUGACUCGCUCCGGCAUGGCUAGCUGUAGGCGAAACGGUAUCUUACAGAGCCAGCAUAUAAGCUAGCAUGUUAGAAUGGAAUGGCUCUUUGCCGAGCUGGUUGAGGUGGGGUUUUCGUCAAUCGAGGUGCAGAUUGUGGAAUUCUUGCGCUCGGGCAGCCAGACACGUCUUUCGCAGCCGGUUCCGAUUGGAGGCACGGAGAAAAGGUAAUUGCGUGCAUGACAAAGAGCUGAAUGUCAAUGAGUGAAUCAACGGCAGUCACCUUUGAAGCACCCGUGAUUUCACCCAUGGUAUGUCGAGAUUACAUCGACUGCCCGCACUGCAAGAGGAAGAUCCACUGCUCAGCAUGUGCGAAGCUCGAGGAUCAGUGCAAGACUCCGAAAACGCGCCUGCAGUCAGCGGGUUACGGCCUACUCAAGUGCAGAAAGUGUGCUUCUCGAGAGUGCAACGAGCUCGAAGGGCUGCGCUUCAACGUGGAGCAGAAGACCAAAAGGAUUCGCGAGCUGGAAAGCGAGCUGCGCGAAGCGAAAGAGAACCAUUCCAAGGUCGUGAACGACGUGACCAAGGCCAGCGAGAAGGCCAUCAAGAAGGAGCAAAGGACACAUCGAAUUGCCGUGAAGAGAACUGAGAAAAAGCUGUUGAGCAGGCUGAAUUUCCUCCAGCUGCAAGUUCCCAAGUCAUUCCAAGCGUACGAGCCCGAGGCUGUAGCUCUUGCUUUCCAUGGAAACCCCUGGAUAUGGGCUCAUCGUCACAUACUGGUUGCCAAGUCGUCUCUGUUCCACACAAUGCUACAAACGGUGAAGGUGGAGAAUGGGUACAAGUAUCUAGCCAUUCGAGACACGACUCUGACCAUCAUGCAGACCAUGGUGAACUUCUGCUACACGGGGCUUAUAGAAUUCUCCGACGAAAUUACUCCAGAGGCGAUGCUGCAGGUUUCUCAUAAAUAUGGCAUUCCGUAUUUGAAGGGCCUGUGUGAUGAUGAGCUUUGUAAACGACUCGCUCCUGAGAACAUAGGAAAAAUGAUCAAACUAGCCAAAGCUUACGAUGCCCCGAGGCUUAAAUCUCAGACAAUGGACUACUUGAAAGACAACUUCGAAAUGAUGCGCGAUACUGUAUUUGAAAGUGUUUGACAAACGUUGAUCAAACUAGAAUCAGCAUCUACUUCAGUCCUGUUUUAGGACUUGAGGCCUAGAUUGUUCACACGGAGAUGAGUGCGAGUGGUUAUCUCAACUUGUAUGGGAAGAGGGCUGGCAUACACCAACCUGAAUGUCGAGGCUGUCUUCUGGCAUGUGAACGAACCUCCAAUGACUUCCGAGACUUUUCCAUCCAUUUAGAUUCGAUAUUCGAGCUGACAUGGUAAGAAGCGAGCACCCAUUUUCCAAUGUCUGCUUCUGAAAAGUUGAUGAAACAGGACGAGAAGAGGGACACCAAAUUUCUGUAUGAAACCGACGAACAUCCCUGCAAUGUCUUCAUCCGGAAUGUUGAGGCGGAUUUGUACCAAGUAUAGCCUAACGAUGCUUCUAAAUAACUAUUUCUCACGUUUAUGAAGUCUGCAGUACCGAAGUACGUGUUGACUGUAUGAUGUGGUUGCUUCUGAGCACUUUGGAAUAUGCUUCAGAGGGUAUCGAUUGGACGGCUUGAACGAGGUGUGAUGCGGUCUUGUAACUAAGUUCAUGGUUCAAACAUCUUACAUAAUCUCAAACGUUUGUUUC